GUCCGCUCAGCGCUCCAUUUCAGUCCUUCUUGUUCUGUGUUCUGUUCGCUCUCCGUCCGCUCUCACCUGUUUACACCAAAUUUACCGAAGAAGAAGAAGAAAUGGGAACGCCUUGAUUUAACGCCUUCAACUCCGACAGUUGGACCUCUGGAGGACCUCAAGUCACGAGCGUCCAGAAGAGAGAGAAUAAGAGAAAACAGUGAUCAGACUACAUGUCCCAGAAACCCCUGUGAGAGCUUCUCGCCCGUGUUUCCACUCUCCCUCCGUCCGGUUGGUUGGAUGAGUCCCAAACAGCAACAGAACUGUGAGCAGUGAUUGGGCGCUGAGCCGGACCGGGUAGCCAACGGGAAGCCAGGCUAGCCAUCAUGGCGGACGUGGACCCAGACACCCUGCUGGAGUGGCUGCAGAUGGGGCAGGGCGACGAGCGGGACAUGCAGCUCAUCGCUCUGGAGCAGCUCUGCAUGCUGCUGCUCAUGUCUGACAACGUGGACCGCUGCUUUGAGACCUGUCCCCCUCGGACGUUCCUCCCGGCUCUUUGUAAGAUCUUCCUGGACGAGAGCGCUCCGGACAACGUGCUGGAGGUCACGGCCCGAGCCAUCACCUACUACCUGGACGUGUCGGCGGAGUGCACACGGAGGAUCGUGGGAGUGGACGGGGCCAUCAAGGCGCUGUGCAACCGGCUGGUGGUGGUGGAGCUCAACAACAGGACCAGCAGAGACCUGGCUGAGCAGUGUGUGAAGGUGCUGGAGCUGAUCUGUACCCGGGAGUCUGGCGCCGUGUUCGAGGCCGGCGGUCUGAACUGUGUGCUGAGCUUCAUCAGAGACAGCGGCCACCUGGUCCACAAAGACACGCUGCACUCGGCCAUGUCUGUGGUGUCCCGGCUCUGCAGCAAGAUGGAGCCUCAGGACUCGUCUCUGGAGACCUGCGUGGAGUCUCUGUCCAGCCUGCUCAAGCACGAGGACCACCAGGUAUCGGAUGGUGCACUGCGCUGCUUCGCCUCAUUAGCCGACAGGUUCACCCGCCGCGGCGUAGACCCCGCCCCUUUGGCCAAACACGGGCUGACGGAGGAGCUGCUGUCCCGCAUGGCGGCCGCCGGCGGCACAGCGUCGGGCCCCGCCUCCUCCUGUAAGCCCGGCCGGACCUCGACAGGCGGCGCCCCCUCGGCGCCGGACUCCAAGCUGAGUAACCAGGUGUCGACCAUCGUCAGCCUGCUGUCCACGCUGUGCAGAGGGUCGCCGCUCGUCACUCACGACCUGCUGCGCUCGGCGCUGCCCGACUCCAUGGAGUCCGCUCUGGGUGGAGACGAGCGCUGCGUGCUGGACACCAUGCGGCUGGUGGACCUCCUGCUGGUUCUGCUGUUCGAGGGUCGCAAGGCGUUGCCCAAGUCCACGGCCGGGUCCACGGGUCGGAUCCCCGGACUGAGACGCCUCGACAGCUCUGGAGAGAGAUCACACCGACAGCUCAUCGACUGUAUCCGUAGCAAAGACACCGACGCUCUCAUAGACGCCAUCGACACCGGAGCCUUUGAGGUGAACUUUAUGGACGACGUUGGACAGACGCUGCUCAACUGGGCUUCAGCUUUCGGCACACAGGAAAUGGUGGAGUUUCUAUGUGAGAGAGGAGCGGACGUCAACAGAGGUCAGAGGUCAUCUUCACUACACUACGCUGCCUGUUUCGGACGCCCACAAGUAGCCAAGGUAACAGACAUACACACACUCACUCACACACACACACACACUCUCUCACUGUACUGACGUUAUCUGUAAGGAUGUGGUGCAUAGGAGAGAGCUCUGCUUCAUGUACAAUGAUAUAGUAAGUGCUCUGUAUAAAGACAGUAAGCCCCACUACAAGCAUCAAAAUAAGACCCAUAACAUCAAACCUGGCUGGAACGAGUAUGUAGCCGAGUAUCGUGCUGAAGCCUGUGAAGCUUUCAAAUCAUGGGCUCUAGCUGGUAGACCCAGACAAGGGCCAGUGCUUGAGUACAAGAAGCUCACCAAUGCUAGAUAUAAGUAUGCCAUACGCUUCAUUUGCAAAAAUGAUCAAGCCAUGAGGGCUGACUCCAUGGCCAAGAAGCUGCUAAGCAACAACGUUGUUGAUUUUUGGAAAGAAGUGAGAGCUCUUAACUGUAAAACAUCUUUACCAUGCACUAUAGAUGGAAUCUCAGGAACAGACAACAUUGCUGAGUUAUGGCGACAGCAUUAUAGC
Anarrhichthys ocellatus (wolf-eel) is the source of this 2205-nucleotide messenger RNA. Its product is annotated as E3 ubiquitin-protein ligase HECTD1-like. Lineage: Eukaryota; Metazoa; Chordata; Actinopteri; Perciformes; Anarhichadidae. The transcript has 9 exons. Gene Ontology annotation, biological process: protein K63-linked ubiquitination; proteasome-mediated ubiquitin-dependent protein catabolic process; anatomical structure development. Gene Ontology annotation, cellular component: nuclear speck. Gene Ontology annotation, molecular function: ubiquitin protein ligase activity; protein binding. The record is from RefSeq and is a predicted model, not a curated record. Bases 366 to 1754 code for a protein of 462 amino acids.